This is a messenger RNA of Rhizophagus irregularis DAOM 181602=DAOM 197198, 1789 nucleotides long. Lineage: Eukaryota; Fungi; Glomeromycota; Glomeromycetes; Glomerales; Glomeraceae. The record is from RefSeq and is a predicted model, not a curated record.
UUUUUUAAAAAAAUUAUAUUUAUUUUUGAAAACAAAAAUGUCUUUUGAAUAUUCUAAAGAUCUUAUUAAUGAUUAUGAAAAAUUACUUGAAAUUGAUAAAGGAUAUGAUGUUAUUAUAUACGCUGGUGAAAAUGAUAAUAUGAAGGAAAUUUAUGCUCAUUCAUUCAUAUUACGCAUUAGGUCACAAUAUUUUCGUGCGGCAUUCUCUAAUGAAUGGGCUAUUAAAAAAGAUGGAAAAUUUAUUUUUAAAAAACCUAACGUUUCUCCUCAAAUAUUUAAAAUUGUUUUAAGAUUUAUUUAUUGUGGAAAAGUUGAUUUAAAAAAUUUAAAAAAUCCAGAAUUAUUGAAUCUUUUAGUCGCUGUGGAUGAACUCAAUAUCCAAACAUUAAUCCCUUGUAUUCAAGAUUAUUUAAUUAAUCAUCAACAUGAAAUUUUGCAACAAAAUCCCGUUGAAAUUCUUGAAAUUGUACAUUCAGUUCAUCAAUGUGAUACUUUCUCAAGAUUAUGGGAUUAUUUUCUUGAAACAAUUUGUGAUAAACCAGAUAUAUUAUUCAAUCCUGAUAAUUUAAUUAAGUUAAAAGAACCUUUAUUGAAAUUCUUAUUAAACCGGGAUGAUUUAAUGUUGGAUGAAAUUGUUAUAUGGGAUAACUUGAUCAAAUGGAGUUUUACCCAACAUCCUACCAUUCAACAAGAUGUUAAUAAAUGGAAUAAUGAAGAAAUCGCAAUUAUGAAAAGUACUUUUCAAGAUUUCAUUCCUUUAAUUAGAUUUUAUCAAAUAUCUUCAGAAGAUUUUCAUUCAAAGGUAUACCCUUUCAGAGUAUUGCUACCUGAAGAUUUGAUUGAUAACAUACUUGCUUUUCAUGCAACACCAAAUAAAAUACUUGAUAAUAAUAUACAACCCUCUAGAAAUCCAAAAUAUAAUACAUAUAUUGUUAAGUCUCAACAUUUUGCUAUUUUUUCUAGUUGGAUAGAAAAGAAAUCCAAUUCAUAUUAUAAUUUAAAAUGUAUUCCUUAUCAUUUUAAUUUAAUUUAUCGUGCUAGUAGAGAUGGCUUUACAGCCGAAGCAUUUCAUGAAAAUUGUGAUGAUAUAGGAGCUACUAUAACUAUAGUAAAAAUUAAAGGAUCAGAACAAAUUUUUGGUGGUUUUAAUCCAUUUGAUUGGGAUUUAUGUGGUGAUUAUAAAACUACAAAAAAUAGUUUUAUAUUCUCUUUUAUGGAUAGAAAGAAUAUGAAAACUGCGAAAGUUGGUUAUAGUAAUGGUCGAUGUUCUGUAGGUUGUUAUCAAGAUUAUGGUCCAAUAUUUGGUUAUUAUCUUUAUUAUAAAAAUACUCAUUGGAUGGUUAAUAAUGAUUUUUCAAGGAAUUAUCCUGGUAUUAAAAUUCCAAUAUCAGUAUUAGAAAUUACAAAUAUUGAUGAUUAUGAAGUUUUUCAAAUUGUAAAGAAAUCAUAAACUGAAAAAUAUAUUAGUCAAUUUUUAGUAUUGGAAAAUUUUUUCAGCAGGUCGUUAUAUUUUAAAAUAGUCUAUUUUUCUUAUUAAUAGUAUCUCGUUGUCUGAAUUCUUGAUCUCCUCUCUCAUUCCUUUUAAUAUUAUUUACUUAAUUUUUUUACAAUUACCUUGUAAGUCUAUCAGCGGAUUGAGUGUACAGCGAAUAUUUUUUUCGUUUUUUUUUUUCAGAAUUCAAUUGUAUUAUUAUAUAUUGCAAAAAAAAAAGAUUUUUCAAAUUGAAAUCAAUCAUCGUUUCUAUGAUCACACGAAUUUAAUAUUCUUUUUUUUAUAAAUUUUUUUUGG